Paramuricea clavata is the source of this 1356-nucleotide messenger RNA. NCBI's taxonomy places the organism in Eukaryota, Metazoa, Cnidaria, Anthozoa, Malacalcyonacea, Plexauridae. The record is from the annotation of a GenBank genome assembly.
AUGAGCGAAAAAGAUCCAGAGAGUCAAAAGUUGUUGGCGAAAGAUCUUGAGGAAGACGAAAGCGCGACGGCAACUCAAAAACCUUGGUUCUACCUGCCGAGCAAUGCCGAAAGAGAAGACGAAAAAAGCGAAGCUCUCGACGGAGAAAAAGAUGAAAUCUCGUCAAUGCAGACAUUCUUUAAUAUCUGCAACGCGAAUCUCGGCACGGGAAUUUUGGCGAUGCCUUUCGUCAUCCGUCUAGCGGGCUUGUGGGGAGUAGUGAUCAUAAUCUUUAUUGGAUUUCUCGGUAACUACACCGGUAAGAUCCUCAUAGAUUGCCUCUACGAGAUCGACCCCACCGACGGGAAGCGAAAGCGAGUUAGGGAGACCUACCCUCAAAUCGGCGAGGCAUUUCACCCCACCUAUGGAACGUACAUGGUUCACAUAGCGAACUGUUUCGACCAGUUCUCUCAUUGUGCUUUGUUUCUUAUCAUGAUUGGGAUGGUCAUGAAACACGCGUUUCCUAGUAUAUCACUAAGCGAAAGUGAUUGGACUCUCAUUAUAGGACUCCUAAUACUGCCCACUAUUUUUAUCCGAAAAAUGACCCAAUUGGCUUGGCUUGGAACGCUGACCGCUUGGACUGCUGUCGUGAUCUCCAUCGUGGUACUGAUCUAUAGUCUGACAAAAUGGCAAAACUGGACUACUACGACACCUCCGUUCAAUAUUCACACUGUUCCUAUUGCGAUAGGCGUUGUCAUGGUGAGCUAUUCGUCAGCAGCCUAUUUCCCCAAAAUGGAAACGGCCAUGAUGCACCCUGAAGAGUACAACAGCAUUAUGAAUUUCAGUUACAGCGCGGUGACAUUUUGGAAAUUUUUCUGUGGGGUGAUAGUUUACAUGACGUUCACGGAGACGACUGACCAAAUCGUAGCCUUAAACGUCCCGCACGGCGUGUUCCGCGGCGCGCUUUGCGUAGCUGUGGUAGUCUUGGCUCUAUUCUUCUUCACCGUACCGGCUUUCACGAUUUUCGACAUUAUUGAGAACCACCUCAAAAUUCCAUGGCUUGCCUUCAACUACACCAACCAAAGAAGGGUGAUAGUGUCUGGCUACCUUCUUCGAUUCUUCCUGAUGUUAUUCACGCUCAUUCUGGCAGUUUGCGUUCCACAUUUCAGUCUUCUCAUGGCCUUCGUUGGCUGUUCCACCGGAAUGAUUCUCGUGCUCAUAUUCCCGUGUAUGUUUCAUCUAAAGAUCCGUUGGGCCGACUUAAAAAACUUCGACGUAGCGGCGGAAUUGUUCGUCAUCGGCUUCGCGGUUAUCGGAGGAACAUUGGGUAUAAUAUAUUCAUCGCUAGCUCUAUACACUGUAUAUAACGAAACUUAA